ACGCACACAUGUUUGCAUUACAGAAUCUGAAAGACGCAAUUACACACUGCGAAAAUUGUUGAUGUCAAAAGGAUUUAUGUUGUUUGCAUAAGUACGCGUUUGGUAAAGACAAGCAUAUAUUUUGAGGUAGUAUCCAUUAAUAGCAAGAAAAAAUCGACCACAAUCAACAUCAUCCAAAAAAAUGGAACAACUUCGGCCAAGCUAUUUGAAAUUAUUGACACAAACGCUGAAAGAAAAUGUGAAAAAGACUUCCGAAUUGGAUUUGAACGAUAUGGCUUUAACACAUUUUGGAAUGAAUGUUGAAGAACGUUGCUUUAACAAAAAUCGUAAUGUGGCUUCGUAUUCAAGGGCAAUAACAGCAUCCCGUUUGGAAAUCGAACGAUAUACAUCAAGAAAUAUACUCUUUCCGAUGAUCGAUAAUGCAAUGAAGGUAGAAAGGGCUACUUUGACGGACAAACGCAAUGAUUCAAAUCAAGUUCAAUGCACAUACACAUCGGACCAAAUUAACGUGCAAAAACGUUCUAUUAACUCUGGUGUGACUGAUGCUGCCGACGAACCGGUAAAACGACCAAAAUACGAAGUAGACUGUGAUGUUGUUGUUAUAGAUUCUGACGAUUCUGACGCUGAAUGCGUCCCAUCCGACGAACAAAACAACGACAUAGAACAUUCCGAUGACGAUCAACUCAUCAUCAACAUCAAUAACAACAUGAAAAAAGACAUUUUGAUGACUAUUCAAACAUCAUGCACUGACUCCAAAGAAAAAAACUGAACACAACUCAAUUGUCGACAACCCGUUGUACUGAAAUGAUAGACUUCAAAAAAGAAAACAAAAUCUAAAUAUAUAUAUACAUUAUAAUAAAUUAAAAUGUAGAAUUAUCAUGAAUAAAGAAUAAAGAC
Contarinia nasturtii (swede midge) is the source of this 897-nucleotide messenger RNA. RefSeq lists its product as uncharacterized. The transcript has 2 exons. NCBI's taxonomy places the organism in Eukaryota, Metazoa, Arthropoda, Insecta, Diptera, Cecidomyiidae. The record is from RefSeq and is a predicted model, not a curated record. Bases 182 to 769 code for a protein of 195 amino acids.